Messenger RNA from Fonsecaea pedrosoi CBS 271.37, 2181 nucleotides. RefSeq lists its product as uncharacterized. The transcript has a single exon. Lineage: Eukaryota; Fungi; Ascomycota; Eurotiomycetes; Chaetothyriales; Herpotrichiellaceae. Bases 1 to 2181 code for a protein of 726 amino acids. The record is from RefSeq and is a predicted model, not a curated record.
AUGUAUAUUGAAGAGAUCCCGUCUGUGUGCAUCCCGACAUUUGCGAAACUCCUACAAUUCCGACCCAAUGAAGCUCCAGAAGUACUGUCAUCGCGAAUCGCCAAGGGGGUAAAGUCGAUACCUUCUUUUCUCAGGUCGAGUCGGUUGGAGAAUAUCCUAUUGCCGCCUCGCGGCCACCUCUGCCAGCAACACAAAUCCCUACACUACGAUGCCGUGGAUGUCGUGCUGCAUCAUGUCCAGCUUGAGGUGGGAAUCCGUCUCAACAAUCUCAUUGCACACUGCGAUCUGCUCUCUCCAGAGCAGUACGAUCGAGUCAUGAGACUUCGGGCACUGCACGCCUUGUGGCUCACACCAGACGACUACGCAAAAACCUUCUUGGUCUCAAGCCAGGACUCGAAGUGGACCUACCAAAGUGACCGCUGCCGUGCAUGCAUCCUGUCCCGCAUUACAUGUGAUCUGGAGAUUCUCCUGGACCUGAGGUGGACAAUCAGGUCGAGGGCAACGUCAACUUUCGUCGCCGCGCAUGGAACCCCGAGACUCCAAUCAUGGGUGCAGGUGUGGAUUGCCGCGCUGGCGAAAUGUGUGGAGAGGGCGACGGGUCAAGAUAUCGACCUUGACACCGUUAUGCUCCAGAAUGAGGAGCAAGCAGUGGCGCUGAAGAAGACAAGAGCUAAUGUCGAAGCAGUGAAGAAGGAGAAAUACAAGUACAUGAAGCUGAGCAGAACGAAAAGCGGAAGAACAAGAGCCAAGCGCACAGGUAGCUCUCGUCUUGUUCCCAAUCCCCCGGUUGCCCCUGAACACGAAGCUCCAGGAUCAGCAAAUCUGGACGGGGCCUGUGACAAUCAUGCCGGAGAAGGUGUGCCAGGAGAACCGAACGAAGACGAUCUCCCGGGCAUGGAUGCCUACGAGGCGCUGACCAGCACGACCUACCUUCCAAAUCAGCCACGUCCUCACAUGAAAUUUCCAUUCGAAUCAGAUAUCAGCUCUGUGUCGGGUGAUCCAUCCACAAAAGGCCAAAGUCCUUACGGACGUUCUUCCUCGACCACUGAACGCGCAUCACACUUUGGCGUUGUCGAAGACCCACCAUCUGCUUCUUCACAGACACGCAAAUCCUCUACUCACCAGGAGGAAACGCUUGAGUACGUACCGCCGCGGUCACAGUGGAAGACAUCACGACAAGAAGAACCAAUACGACCGGCCGCCAACGACAGGGUACACGGGCUAUUUGGCUCUUCCAGAGAUUCUUGGGAAACAGACCCUGUCUUGGCUUCGGCUUCGAGCAUUUACUCUGUGGCAACCACGGUGUCCAAGACCCAGAAGCGUCAUGCCUCUGCAAGUAGCCAGCGAACAACCAGAGUGAAUGAGGAUGAGCACGAGCACGAGCACGCUGAAAGCCACAGUCGAUCUAAAGGUUGCGCUCUGUCAGGUACAGGACACAACCUGCCAUCGGAAAAUCCGAGACGCUGUGCAGCAGAGACCUACAUCGACCUCGUCGCCCCGUCUCCAUUCACAACCACAUCUGAAACACCCUCGAGUCCGAAACCUGUACCGGGUUCUAGACUAGGACAAUUCACGCCCCCAUCCUCGGCAUCAGAUCUAUUCCUCCGUCUGUACGAUGAAGUCAGCCGGUCUGCAGCAGAUCUAGGUACGACCACACUCUCACCGAGAUCGACUCCUACACCGGUAGUGCGGCAGGACCCGUCGAGGCCUUCGCGGCGUUUAGUGUCUUCAACAGAAGAGAUCCUUGACCUGUACGACGACACGAUCAGUUCCACCUCUCCGGACAAAAGCCCCAGCUCCUCGUCGCCAGACACGCCCCCCACACCAUCGACAUGGGCAUGGGCGGCGACGGGGAAGAAGUCGACUCCCGAGCGCCUCUCUGUGAGGGUGCACACGAGUGAAAGACGAAACCACGACAGAAGGAGCUUGACCCACGCCAUCCACAGCAACGUGCGCCUGCGGGACAGUCCAGUAUCGCGAAGCUCUCCCAGUCGGAGCGAAAGCAAAAGCAAAAGCAGUGGCAGAAGCAUACACCAAAGCCAGAGCCAGAGCCAGAGUCAGGGCCGAUCCCGGGUCAGUGAGAGCAGGGACGACGUCCAAUCCACGUGGAGCGGAGCGUACGAGUCGGAGAUCGCAUCGAGGAAUGAUCUUGGUUGGUAUUACCAGGGCAGGAGGAGAUAG